Molecule: messenger RNA, 2674 nt
Organism: Gorilla gorilla gorilla (western lowland gorilla)
Lineage: Eukaryota; Metazoa; Chordata; Mammalia; Primates; Hominidae
Gene: TUBB6
Product: tubulin beta 6 class V
Exons: 4
Coding region: 83-397 (104 amino acids)
Biological process (GO): microtubule-based process
Cellular component (GO): microtubule
Molecular function (GO): GTP binding; structural constituent of cytoskeleton; GTPase activity
Source: RefSeq, a predicted model, not a curated record
UCGGCCCCGGGACGCGCGCAGCCGGCCCGCAGUUGCCGCCGUCGUCCGCAGAGCCAGUGCCUAGCGCAGAGCCGCGCCCGCCAUGAGGGAGAUCGUGCACAUCCAGGCGGGCCAGUGCGGGAACCAGAUCGGCACCAAGUUUUGGGAAGUGAUCAGCGAUGAGCACGGCAUCGACCCGGCCGGAGGCUACGUGGGAGACUCGGCGCUGCAGCUGGAGAGAAUCAACGUCUACUACAAUGAGUCAUCGUCUCAGAAAUAUGUGCCCAGGGCCGCCCUGGUGGACUUAGAGCCAGGCACCAUGGACAGCGUGCGGUCCGGGCCUUUUGGGCAGCUUUUCCGGCCUGACAACUUCAUCUUUGCCCAUCUGCACAGGGGAACUGAGGAGAAACAGGAAUGAAGAGUGGGCGACAAAGAGAAAGCAUCCCUUCCCACACGCCAAGAGUCCAGUGCAACGAUCCCUGCCACACGGUCAGCCGACCCCACUUGGUGCCACAGGGUCCAGCCUCGGCCACUCUGGGCUCAACCUUUCCAGCACGUCUGGGAGCCCAGUGAGGCUAUGGGACAGUGUGCAUUUCCUUCAAGGCCUCCGGAAAGUCACCUGCCACCCACUGUGACCUCUGAGGCUGAAAGGACUAAGGACUCCUUUCCCCAUCAUUUCAGCUGGGCCAGUGGCUGGCUAAAAUCAGCGCAGCGUUCCCAUUCUUCUGAAAGCCACAGCUGAAAUAAUGCACCAGCUGAAACCACAGUGGACAGACUGAGAUGGCCUCCCUCUGGGCCUCUAGUUGGCAACUUUCUCACCCGGGGGCUCCUCUUUCUCCUUUUCCCGCUCCUUGUUCCAGUCCUUAAGGCCUUCUGGAAGUGAGGUGUCCUCAUCCAAGCUGCCAGUGCCUUCCACAAAUUCUUCAUAGGUAGAUUUUUCCGCAAAUGGUCUGGGGCCCAAAAGUUCAACCAUAUCAUUCUUAUCUAAUACUUCUUUUUCUAACAACAGAAGAGCAACCUGAAAUAUGAACAAUUUUCAUUAAAUACAGUUACUCAGCGAAGUCUAUUCAGAAAUAUUAAUUUUUUAUUUACAGGUGACCCCAUUCCAAAAAAGGAUUUAAGACCAAUGAAAAAGAUGUCUCAUACAUAAGGUUGCAUAGUUUUAGAGUAAGAUGUGCAAAAUAUCAAAGCAACCAAUGUCCAUCUGUAAGGGAUACAUUUCCAUACUAGACAUAUUUCCACACAUCUGCACAAUGAAUGCUGACCAUCUAUAAUAAGGAGGAAGCUGGCCGGGCGCGGUAGCUCGCGCCUGUAAUCCUAGCACUUUGGGAGGCCGAGGCGGGUGGAUCACAAGGUCAAGACCAUCCUGGCCAACAUGGUGAAACCCUGUCUCUACUAAAAAUGCAAAAAAAUAGCUGGGCAUGGUGGUGUGCGCCUGUAGUCCCAGCUACUUGGGAGGCUGAGGCAGGAGGAUCGCUUGAACCCGGGAGGUGGAGGUUGCAGUGAGCCAAGAUUGUGCCACUGCACUCCAGCCUGGGCGACAGAGCGAGACUCCUUCUCAAAACAAACAAACAAAAAAAAAAAAAUAGGAGGAGGCUGUGUAUGUUCUAUAUACAUCUCAGAGAUACACACUUCAAUUAAAAAAACAAGAUGUUCAGUGUGCACAGCAUCUUACGUUUGCUUUUCUGAGGUGAUAGGAAUGUAUCUCUUUAUGUGCAUUAAAGCAGAAUAGGCAGCCAAGUGCGGUGGCUCACACCUGUAAUCCCAGCACUUUGGGAGGCCGAGGUGGGCGGAUCACCUGAGGUCUGAAGUUCGACACCAGCCUGGCCAAAAUGGCGAAACCCCGUCUCUACUAAAAAUACAAAAAUUAGCCAGGCACAGUGAUGGGUGCCUGUAAGCCCAGCUACUCAGGAGGCCGAGGCAGGAGAAUGGCUUGAACCCAGGAGGCAGAGGUUGCAGUGAGCCGAGAUCGCGCCAUUGCACUCCAGCAGCCUGGGCAACAGAGCAAAACUCGGUCUCAAAAAAAAAAACAGACUAGGCAGGAGCCAUUAGCUUAGGGCUUUUUCUGUACCCAGAACCCAUCCAUACACAAACUGGAACUUAACCUAGAGGCAUUCUUUGUAACUAACUUCAAAUUAAGCUUCUACCAAUCAUAAACAGCCAACCAGCCAACUGUGGCAGAACUUGGGACCAUGCAUUGGACCACACAAAUAAGGCAAAUGCCCAGCAGUAGCCAAUCAAGCAGUCAUGCACCACUAACGACGUUUCAGUCAAUGAUGGGCCACAUGCAGAUGGUGGUCCCGUAAGAUUAUAAUACCUUAUUUUAACUGUACCUUUUCUAUGUUUAGAUGUGUUUAGAUACCAUAGUGUUACAAUGGCCUGAAGCAUUCAGUACAGUCACAUGCGAGCAGGUAUGCAGCCUAGGAGCAAUAGGCCACACGACACAGCCUAGGUGUGCGGCAGGUGUAGCGCACUCUGAUGCCUGCACGACGACAAAAUCAACUGACAGCAAACUCCUCAGACCGUAUCCCCAUCAUUAAGCAACACAUGACUGCAGUUUCUUUCGUUGCUUCUAGGCUCAGCCUACAAAAGCUUGCUGCUCAUGCUGCUGGAGCAGAGCUCUGAACUUCUAAUUCUGAGGGCUGCCCAAUUCCCAAACUGUUCUUUGCUCAAAUAAACUUAUUUGUUAAAUUUA